This is a messenger RNA of Conger conger (European conger), 1402 nucleotides long. RefSeq names its product protein slit-like. The record is from RefSeq and is a predicted model, not a curated record. The transcript has 2 exons. Gene Ontology annotation, cellular component: plasma membrane. NCBI's taxonomy places the organism in Eukaryota, Metazoa, Chordata, Actinopteri, Anguilliformes, Congridae. Gene Ontology annotation, molecular function: protein binding. Bases 73 to 1311 code for a protein of 412 amino acids.
GUGUAAACUGUCCCUGCAGGAAAAAAGAGUUGUUUCAUUUAAACCUUUGCAGACAGAAAAACAGCUUUGAACAUGACACUUCAUAUCGUCUCCACAAUUGUGUUUCUCACCUUCAUCAAUGGAGGAUUGCCUGCAAAGAAGUGCCCCUCGCCUUGUGACUGCUAUGCAUCAAUUACGGAUUGUCGCAAUGUUGGUCUUACCUCUGUUCCUCAAGAUAUUUUCCUGCAAACAGAGACAUUAUUUUUAUCAGAUAACCAGCUAACUAUUAUCCCUUCAAUAGCUUUUCGGAGCUUAACCAGCUUGACGUUUCUUGAUUUAUCAAAGAAUAAUAUCAUACCUGAGAAUGACACACUGGAUUAUGUUAGCCAUCUACUGUCUCUGGAUUUCUCAGAAAAUAAUAUUCAAACAAUUCCUACAAAUAUUUUCCAGGUCACCACAAAGCUGGUUUGGCUAAACUUGGCCAACAAUCAACUGAAAAGCCUCCAAAAUUACAUCAUCAGGAAUCUACGCAGUCUUACCUACCUUGACCUCUCAUGCAAUUCCAUAGAACUUCAGAAUAAUACAUUUGAAGGCCUCUACAGUUUAGACACUUUGAUUUUAUCUGGCAACAAACUGUCCAGCCUACCAACAAUGGUAUUUUACACAAUAUCACAGCUUCGGAUUUUGGAUUUAUCCAAUAAUAACCUGACAUACCUGCCUAAAAACCUCUUGGCCAAAAAAGACAAUCUGAAAGAUUUGAUCCUCAGCAACAACAAACUGACUGGGUCUUUAUUUCCUGUUCUGAGAGGUUUAAGCAGUCUGAAAUAUCUAUAUUUGUCUAAUAACAGAAUUACAACCUUGCCACCUUUUCCGUUAGAAAGUUUUCCAUUACUUGAAAAAGUUACACUCUCUCAAAACUUUCUAUCAGUUCUGAAUGAUAAACUUUUAAACGGUUUACACAAACUCAGAGUGCUUGACUUGUCAGGUAAUGCCAUUGCCCAGCUACCAAAACAAUUCUUUCAAAAUAGCAGUAGCUUGCAGUACCUGCAUAUGGACAAAAAUUUAUUCUCUGAAAUGCCCAUGCUGGCUGGUCUACAGAAUGUUUUGGAGUUAACCAUCUGCUGUUCUAGAAUACAACAAUGGCCCUCUGAAGUCACUGUCAGCCAAUUAGAGUCUUUAGAGACAUUGGAUCUGUCAAAUAAUCUCAUUGUGAACUUUGAUUUGAAUACAGUGAGUAACAAUACAAAGUUAAAUAAUGUACUACUAACCAAUAACCCAAUCUGUGUGAAUAGUACCCUUUCUGUUGACAAGCCACUAAACUGUGAUAAUUGAAAUAUUAGACAAUUUAAUCAUAAUCACUACUAUUUCUUGUAGGAUACUACAAAAUACCUGUACUACAAAAUAAAUAGCUUUAAAAAAAUCA